UACUUAUAUAUAUAUAUAUUUUUUUUUUCUAUAUAUAUGAGUUCAAGAGAAAUAUCAAUCACUUUGAUCAGUUACGUUUCAUCGGAGUAUCCAUUCACUUUAAAAGAAACGGAAGCAUAAUGGUACUGAAUAGUACCUUUUCAAAGGUAGAGGAAGCACUGUAUGAUGCAAAUCUAUUAACGAAAUUGGAUUUUAGUCGUUCUAUAACGAAAUUUAGUCCACCAAUAACUGCGAUCAAUACUGGUGAAACAUGGCUUAAAGUGCGACCCUUACAAGUUGGUGAUUAUGAUCGUGGAUUUCUUCAAUUGUUAUCACAGCUGACAAGUGUAGGCAACAUUUCCCGCGAUGAUUUUUUGAGCCGAUUUCAUAAAAUGAAGUACAGCGGUGAUUAUUUCGUGACAGUGAUUGAAGAUACGCGCAUAAACCAGCUAAUUGGAAGUGCUACUCUUGUGAUUGAACACAAAUUCAUCCAUGGUUGCGGCAAUAGAGCUCGAUUGGAAGAUGUUGUCGUGAAUAAUACCUACAGAGGCAAGCAACUGGGUAAAUUGAUUGUAGCAACUGUAACUUUAUUGGCAGAGUUCUUAGGGUGCUAUAAGAUGUCAUUGGAAUGCAAAGACAGUUUGGUUAAAUUCUAUACAUCGAUUGGAUAUGUUCUUGAGGCUGGAAAUGGGAAUUCGAUGCAUAUUCGUUAUGAAUCGCCUACUAAUCAUCCAUCUUGACAAUUAGCCACCAGUGCUACCGCCCAAUCCAAAUCAAAGUUAUAAAUCACAUAUCCACUUUUAUUUCAGUUCAAGAACUUCAAUCAU
Sitodiplosis mosellana (orange wheat blossom midge) is the source of this 806-nucleotide messenger RNA. RefSeq names its product probable glucosamine 6-phosphate N-acetyltransferase (gene Gnpnat). The record is from RefSeq and is a predicted model, not a curated record. The transcript is spliced from 6 exons. Gene Ontology annotation, molecular function: monosaccharide binding; glucosamine 6-phosphate N-acetyltransferase activity. Gene Ontology annotation, biological process: UDP-N-acetylglucosamine biosynthetic process. Bases 120 to 719 code for a protein of 199 amino acids. NCBI's taxonomy places the organism in Eukaryota, Metazoa, Arthropoda, Insecta, Diptera, Cecidomyiidae. Gene Ontology annotation, cellular component: Golgi apparatus; endoplasmic reticulum; endoplasmic reticulum-Golgi intermediate compartment.